AUGAAGUUCUUGGCUAUUCUCGCUGCAGUCUCUGCGGUCUCGGCAUUAGCUAGUGAUGCCAGCGAGAGAAUCGAUAGUAAUCCUGGUGCCAUUGAGCUUCACCCAACAGCCCAAGAGCUACAGAGGUCAUCCUCAGGAUUUACAAAGGUUGUUCGCUCCGAUGUUGAAGGCUUGCCGCUUGGCAAGCGUCUCAACGGUAUUCCUAUUCCUUACAAUGUGGAGCAUCCUGAGAGAGUUAUUUUGGGUGGCGUUGUUAUCACCUUCACCAUGGUUGGAAAAUGGAUUCGUCAGGGAACCGGCAGUGCGUACGUAUAUGUGUGCAAGAGCAUGACCCUCACCAAUACUACGGAACAGAAGAAGGCAAUUUCCGUUAUUGGAAAUGGCAUCAGCUAUUUCGUGAACAAGAUUUUCACUGGGCACCGUAUCGACUCUAUCAGGGCUCCUGAGGGCGGGUUCCCUGCCCAGGUCGACAUCGUUGUUGGAAAUGCUUAG
Colletotrichum truncatum is the source of this 492-nucleotide messenger RNA. RefSeq lists its product as uncharacterized. NCBI's taxonomy places the organism in Eukaryota, Fungi, Ascomycota, Sordariomycetes, Glomerellales, Glomerellaceae. The record is from RefSeq and is a predicted model, not a curated record.